Messenger RNA from Hyposmocoma kahamanoa, 785 nucleotides. RefSeq lists its product as uncharacterized. The annotation marks the transcript as partial. Lineage: Eukaryota; Metazoa; Arthropoda; Insecta; Lepidoptera; Cosmopterigidae. The record is from RefSeq and is a predicted model, not a curated record. The transcript is spliced from 5 exons.
AUGCAGGCACAAUAUCCUAAGAAAUACUCAACAAUAAAUUGGGAUCCCUUGAAUUUAGAGUACCCAGUCAGAAAGUUCCCUGAUACCGGUUGUUCUAGUGAGACCAUAGGACAUGGGUGGAAAAGACCUCCUGAAAUAUUAAAAAGCUUGAAAGACCCGCUUACCGCAAUAAAGGAAUAUUUCCGGGAUUACAAUGUAACCAAAGAUUUAUCACGAUCCCAAACUACAUUGGACUUCGGUUACAAACAAUCGGAGACGAAGAGACACAACAAGCAUAAUUCUUGCACCGAAAACCACUAUAUUUAUCCACCAUUGAGAAAGCUUGCAGACAGACCUCCACAAUGUACAGCUCAUGGAACCACUGAAAUGAAAAGUGCCUACACUGUACCAACCACACCAGCAAGAUUGGUCACAGAUAAGGAUCAGUACAAACAUCCAGCAAGCUUGCCUCAUGAUCCACCUGCGAUAGAGCCACGUUUCCAUAAGGAGCUAGAACCCAUAGACACAACACACGAAGGAUUUGAAAAGUUACUGGACCCUUACUUAACUACGAGUCGGCUUCAUCACCGUCCCUACACAGCCGAUCAGCUCGCUAGACCUUCGGUGACUAAUGACGUGGUCACUUAUUAUACUUACGCUGAUGUUCCCAGGAUUAGAAGACCAAAGCCGAAAAUUGAAGAAUGGCGUAUACCUCACAGCAUCUCAAAACCAGUGUACGAUAGAGAAAAGUUCCAACACGGUUUCAGAGAAAUAAGGACUCAUAAGAAACUCAAAUGUGUUCCACA